Messenger RNA from Aspergillus pseudonomiae, 1492 nucleotides. RefSeq lists its product as uncharacterized. NCBI's taxonomy places the organism in Eukaryota, Fungi, Ascomycota, Eurotiomycetes, Eurotiales, Aspergillaceae. Bases 354 to 1457 code for a protein of 367 amino acids. The record is from RefSeq and is a predicted model, not a curated record. The transcript is spliced from 8 exons.
CAGGGCGCUGCCUGCGUUUCCCGUACACGAGGACUAGCCUGGCUGAUCAACUCGCUCUGGGUCACAUUUCCUUCUUUCGAUACUUCAACUGCAGCUCCUAUCCAGCAUUCCUUUGACUAAUCCUGGAGGAAAUAAACAAAACCUUAACUCCUAUUAAGAGGCAUCCGCAAACCAACCUGGCCGCCGAGGAUCCGUUCUUUAGAAACAGUAUAUCCACCAGCUCCCCAUGACGUGAACCAUUGGCCUUCACCUGGACCAUGCUUCUUGUUUGUAUAUGAUCCUGGUGUGGGAAUUUGAACGACUGAAAGUACCAUCCACGGCCCUGCUGCACUCCACCACACGUUGCCUCCACGAUGGGCCAUGCCACCCCCUUCCAGAAAGAAGCAUGGGCGGAAUAUGGCAUAGGCGUAGUCAUUAUAUUCCUCCGUAUUUUUGCCCGCUUUAGAGUGGUCGGGGUCAAAAACUGGCAAGGAGAUGACUACUUCGCGUUUGUAGUGCUCGCCUUCUGGACUGCAGAAUUGACCAUGCUGGAACUGAUCGGCCAGUAUGGCACCAACAUCGGUCUCAGUGAUGCCCAAAGGGCUUCGCUGACCCCCGAGCAAAUCGAGAUUCUUGCCCGUGGUUCCCGAUGUCUUCUCGCAGGCUGGACGUGCUAUGUGACCCUGAUUUGGUCGCUGAAGGCCUGCAUGCUAUUCUUCUACAACCGCCUCACCCUGGGCCUCGUUCAGCAAAAGCUCGUCAAAUUCAAUGCCGUGCUUUGCGCUUCCACGUACAUUGCCGUCAUCCUGACCAUCUUUCUACACUGUCGGCCGCUGCACAAAAACUGGCAGGUGUAUCCAGAUCCCGGUCUCAACUGCUCUGCCGACUACGUGAACUAUAUCGUCAUUGCAGUGACGAAUGUCACGACAGACGCAAUUCUCGUGUGCAUCCCGAUCCCAUUAUUGAUUAAAGUGCGACUCGCAUUACGCCGAAAGCUGAUUAUCGGACUCCUCCUGUGCGGCGGUGUCUUCGUCAUGAUCGCAACGCUGCUGCGCUGUAUUCUGUCCCUGCAAAGUAUCAACAGCAUCAACACCAGUACCAUCUGGGCUAUUCGCGAAACGUUCGUGGGCAUCAUCGCCGUCAACGCCCCCUGCAUCAAACCGCUCUUCAGCAGCUCGACCUGGCUCGGGUCCUCCGGGGACCCGUAUGCGUCCUCGCGAAAGAAGGGCAGCUACAGUCUGUCGGCGUUCGGCAAGUCGAAGCCGAGUCAGUUGGAGUCGACGCGGAGUACGAAGGUGGGCGGGCGAUCCAGCGAUGAGUUCAUCCUUCGCGGUGGCGGAACGCAGACGGUUGUCAACGAUGGGCAGACGGGGCGGUCCGAGAGCCUGUCAGAUGAGGAGGCGGGAAGGCACCCGAUGGGGGGCAUUCAGGUUACCACGAUGUAUGAGAUUCGCAGAGAUGGGUCUCAACAUGCGUGAUUGAGUUUGGAUUAUCCCUUUACGUAACUUGUGGG